Molecule: messenger RNA, 1234 nt
Organism: Nematolebias whitei (Rio pearlfish)
Lineage: Eukaryota; Metazoa; Chordata; Actinopteri; Cyprinodontiformes; Rivulidae
Product: mid1-interacting protein 1-B
Exons: 2
Coding region: 272-808 (178 amino acids)
Biological process (GO): regulation of lipid biosynthetic process
Cellular component (GO): cytosol
Source: RefSeq, a predicted model, not a curated record
GGUUCUUAGACCGAGAGCAUCCAGGGACAACGAGUGAGUCACGGACGGAGGUCUGGAGCCAGAGACACUCCUCAUCAGGAGCCAGGACCGGGGGUCUGGAACCAGGAAGCUGAUCCGGCGGUUGAUGUGGGAGUGGUGAGUUCCUCUCUGGGAUCAGGAGCAGCUUCAGAGCUGACCCAGGAUCAGGCUGCAGCCUCCAUAUAAUCCUCCAAAGAGCAUUAACGGACUAAGUUUGGUUCUGGACGGGACAGGAGAUCCCCCCCUGUCCGCCAUGAUGCAGAUAUCCGACUCCUACAACCAGAAGAACUCGCUCUUCAACACCAUGAACCGCUUCAUCGGCGCCGUCAACAACAUGGACCAGACGGUGAUGGUGCCCAAUCUGCUGCGGGAUGUCCCACUGGACCACAGCCAGGACCCGAAGCUCCCAGGAACCGGCACCAGACCCACCUGCAACGGCAGAGCCUACUUCCACCAGGAGGACGGAGACAUGUACAGCUCGUAUGUUCUGCUCAAGUCCAUCCGUAACGACAUAGAGUGGGGCGUCCUGCAGGGGGACGAGCAGCCUAAAGAUAUCGGCGCCGAGGAAAGCGAUGAGCGGCCCAAAGAUGGCGGCACCGAGCGGGGAGACGAGCUGCCCAGAGAGAAGGUGGACCUGAAGGAGGCGCCACAAGCGGAGCUGGAGGAGGACGACCUGGAGAAGCAGUUCCACUUCCACCUGAGCGGACUUCACACGGUCCUGUCCAAACUGACACACAAAGCCAACACGCUCACGAACCGCUACAAGGAGGAGAUCGGCUGCAGGAACUGACCCGGCUCCGUUCCGUUUACAGAAACGCGGCAGCACUUUUAGCUCUUUAACGACGAACCACAGAUAAUUUUCAAUAUUUAAUUCCUAAAAACUUCUUCAAGUUGUGAAACUCUUUAAGGCUUGGUAUCAUCCCAGAAGUUCUGAUCCGGGUACUAAAACAAUAUAAAUUUUUUAAAAAGCAGAACAUCUCAGACACACAUUGGAUUUAAUAAUCUGUUAAGACAACAGCAGAAUAAAUGUUUAUUUAUAAACAGACUUUUCGGGGCAUUUUUAAAGUUCGUGGCAUUUUACAGACCAACUUAGCCGCAGCUUUCCUUGGUGUUUGGUUCAUUUAAAAACAAAACAUAAAUUAUUUAUACAUUAUUCUUUAUGAAGAGGUUUAAAUGUAGACAUAAACAGCUUUAAAUCUGUUUUUUUUUUUUAGUA